Triticum turgidum subsp. durum (durum wheat) is the source of this 1179-nucleotide messenger RNA. The record is from the annotation of a GenBank genome assembly. NCBI's taxonomy places the organism in Eukaryota, Viridiplantae, Streptophyta, Magnoliopsida, Poales, Poaceae.
AUGGCGAUCCCCUACCGGAUCACCGGCGGCCACAGCCGGCGGAGCCCGCUGCCGCUGCCCACCGCGAGGGCAAUCCUCGCCGCUGUCAUCACCGGAGCGGUCCUCUCCAUCCUCUGCAUCCUCUCAUUCACCCACUCGUUCUCCUACCUGGGGUUCCAGCCCAGGAGCGUCGACAAGCGGGAGAGCAGCCGCAAGUACCUCUACUGGGGCGCCCGCAUCGACUGCCCCGGCAAGCACUGCAGCUCCUGCGCCGGCCUCGGCCACCAGGAGUCCAGCCUCCGCUGCGCCCUCGAGGAGGCCCUCUUCCUCGACAGAAUAUUUGUCAUGCCCUCAAGAAUGUGCCUUAGUUCAGUGCACAACACAAAGGGGAUAAUUGAUUCAAGCAACGCAACUUCAAAUCCAAGAUGGGAAACGAGUUAUUGUGCAAUGGAAUCCUUAUAUGAUAUAGACCUCAUAUCGAAAACUGUACCUGUUGUUUUGGACAAUCCGCGUUCAUGGUAUGGGAUAGUGUCGAGAAGUACAAAACUAGGAGAAGGAGACGUAGCGCAUGUGCAAGGAGUUAGCAGAGAUGAACUCAAAUUUAAUCCACUUUACUCAGAUGCUCUUCUUGUAAACCGCACUGCAAGUCCUCUUGCUUGGUUUAUGGAGUGCAAGGAUCGGACCAAGCGUACCUCUGUGAUGUUACCAUACACUUUUCUGCCAACUAUGCCGGCUAGAAAACUGAGAGUUGCAGCACGUAAGAUAAAAGAGAUCCUUGGUGAAUAUGAUGCUAUUCAUGUCAGACGGGGUGACCUACUGAAGAAUAGGAAAGAUAGAUUUGGUGUUGAGAGGAGCCUUCAUCCUCAUCUGGACAGAGAUACCCGCCCUGAGUUCAUCAAAAGAAGAAUCGCAAAGUGGAUUCCAAAAGGUCGCACUCUUUUCAUUGCUUCAAAUGAAAGGACACCAGGCUUCUUCUCGCCUCUAUCAGACAGGUACAAGUUGGCAUACUCAUCUAACUUCAGUAGCAUAUUGGAGCCAAUAAUCGAGAACAAUUACCAGUUAUUCAUGGUGGAAAGGUUAAUCAUGCAAGGAGCAAAGACAUUUGUGAAGACAAUGAAAGAACUUGAUAGUGAUCUUGCACUCUGCGACGACCCCAAAAAGAACACCAAAGUCUGGGAAGUACCAGUUUACACUAGAUGA